AUGGCUUAUCACUAUACCCCAUCUUUUUUCUUGUUAUUAAUUGUGACUUCAUCUUUAACAAGCAGCUAUAUAAUUCUAGUAGAAGCACGCAAUCUUCUUGAAGUAAGUAUGCCUGAGCUUCCUAAGCCCGAAUUGCCACAUUUACCGGAAAUCCCAACUUUGCCUAAGCCUGAAUUCCCUGAAAUUCCAAAACCGGAGCUGCCAACUUUGCCAAAGCCCGUAUUGCCAGAAAUCCCAAAGCCAGAGUUGCCAACAUUGCCAAUGCCUGAACUGCCAAAGUUGCCCAAACUCGAGAUGCCUGCCAUUCCUAAGCCUGAAUUUCCAACUUUGCCAAAAUCAGAAAUCCCUGAAGUACCCAAAAAGCCUUGA
Lycium barbarum (goji berry) is the source of this 369-nucleotide messenger RNA. Its product is annotated as protein PELPK1-like. NCBI's taxonomy places the organism in Eukaryota, Viridiplantae, Streptophyta, Magnoliopsida, Solanales, Solanaceae. Bases 1 to 369 code for a protein of 122 amino acids. The transcript has a single exon. The record is from RefSeq and is a predicted model, not a curated record.